AUGAGUGAGGCCUUUGAGCAAAUGAAGUUGAUUCAAGAUGUUCUGGCUCACAAGGAAAAGGUGAAGGAUCAAGGGAAAUUCACUCUCCCUUGCACACUUGGGCAUAUUGAGCUUGACAAUGCCUUGGUGGAUUCUGGUGCAAGCAUCAAUCAUCUCUCUCACAAUGGCAGAGAAGCUAGGCAUUGCUGGAGCUUGCAGCGCCCUACUACUUCAAUCAUGUUUGGAGAUGCAACUUCAAAGUCUCCUCUUGGUGUGUUCAAGAACUAUCACUUGAAAAUUGGAGAAUGCAUCAUCCAAACUGAUCUUACUGUGAUGGAGAUGGAAGAAGAGAAGGAUCUACCUCUGCUAUUGGGAACCCCAUUCCUUAGCACAGUUGGCGCUUCAAUAGACUUUCACAAGCAAGAAGUGAUUCUUCACAAGGUGAAUAGUUUGGUGUCAUAUCGCUUGCAGCCUAGAGGUUCAGACUUUUGUGCCACAAUUGAAAGCAACUCUCAGUUGAGAAGGACCAAGGAGUUGAAAGGACCAAGGAUUGAGAAGCCACGCUUGAGAGGGCUAGAGUUGAGAAACCACGUUCUGAUAGGCCACGAGCUGAUAGGACUUGUUCAAGCCCCUUGUGUGCUUGAUGAAGAAAGCCUUCAAGCUUUGUUUGAUGAGCCACUAGGAAGGGCUCUAAAAAGAAGGGGAGGAUGCAGCCUCUAA
This is a messenger RNA of Microthlaspi erraticum, 699 nucleotides long. The record is from the annotation of a GenBank genome assembly. Lineage: Eukaryota; Viridiplantae; Streptophyta; Magnoliopsida; Brassicales; Brassicaceae.